GCUAGCAUCUGUAAACUUACAUCAUCAGAACAGAAAGGAAGGGCAAGCAUGUGCAGCUUUCUCAGUCCUAAACAGCAUCCAGCUGGCCCAGGCCUUACUGACUUGCAGCAGUACAGCCAAUGGCUGGCAAGCCGUCAUGAAGCUAGCCUGCUGCCUAUGAAAGAAGACCUGGCUCUCUGGCUCACCAGCAUGCUAGGUGUUGAAAUCACAGCAGAAAGUUUCAUGGACAGGUUAGAUAACGGCUUCCUGUUGUGUCAGCUGGCUGAGACUCUGCAGGAAAAAUUUAGGCAGAACAGUGGGGAACUAUCGCCACCGUGCAAGCAAAUCCCCAGUCGGAGGAUCCCAUGUAGGGCUAGUGCCCCUUCUGGCUCAUUUUUUGCCAGAGACAACACAGCCAACUUCCUAUCAUGGUGUCGUGAGGUGGGUGUUGGAGAGACAUGCUUGUUCGAGUCUGAGGGACUGGUGUUGCACAAACAGCCACGUGAGGUCUGCCUGUGCCUUCUGGAGCUGGGGAGGAUAGCAGCUAGGUACAAGGUAGAACCACCGGGUUUGAUUAAGCUGGAGAAAGAGAUUGAGCAGGAGGAGAAAGCCCCUGAGCCCCCACCAUCCCCCGUCUCUCCCACUCAGGGCUCUUCAUCUACCAAAUGCUCCUCCUGCAAAAAAAGCACUGGCAAGCUCCUGGAUGAUGCCGUAAGGCACAUUUCUGAAGAUCCUCCGUGUAAGUGCCCCAAUAAGUUCUGUGUGGAGCGUCAGUCACAGGGCCGCUAUCGAGUUGGGGAGAAGAUACUUUUUAUUCGGAUGCUGCACAAUAAACAUGUGAUGGUUCGGGUCGGUGGGGGCUGGGAGACCUUCGAAAGUUACCUGCUAAAACACGACCCCUGUCGUAUGCUUCAGAUUUCUCGAGUGGAGGGGAAAAUGUCACCCAUCUCCCUCAAGUCUCCUACCAUCAAGGAUUUAACGCCUGAUAGCUACCUGGUGGUGGCAGCCCACUACAGAAGCAAGAAGUGAUAAAUGAGGAAUACAAGGGCAAGAAUGAGCCAUGAGGU
Messenger RNA from Trichomycterus rosablanca, 1046 nucleotides. It is a transcript of the gene gas2a, whose product is annotated as growth arrest-specific protein 2. Lineage: Eukaryota; Metazoa; Chordata; Actinopteri; Siluriformes; Trichomycteridae. The record is from RefSeq and is a predicted model, not a curated record. The transcript is spliced from 8 exons. Gene Ontology annotation, biological process: actin crosslink formation. Gene Ontology annotation, molecular function: actin filament binding; cytoskeletal adaptor activity; microtubule binding. Gene Ontology annotation, cellular component: actin filament. Bases 49 to 1008 code for a protein of 319 amino acids.